CAAGUUUUUUAUAAAUUCACGUUUCUGAACAAGAACAUCUGAAUUUGAACAUGUAAUUUUUUUUGAAGAAACAUCUAUUUCAUAUGUUCAAACCAUGAGAAAGUUUGCGAAGAAUAGAUAUUUUAAUUUUUUUUCUCGACCCAUAUCAUCAUGGAAGAACUUGAAAGAGCCUCAGUUGGAUACAGGCUUUCUUUGUAAUCCUAAGAAUCUGGCUCUCAUCACAGAUAAUAUUCUAAAAAGAAAAGGUGUUGGUGACAUACAACUAGUCAAUGAACUAAACAAAGAGCUAGCCAAGGUUCAUGAAGAUUCCCAUGUUUACAGAGAUUUUAGGAACAAAUUCAAUGAAGAACUAUUGAAAAUCCCAAACCUCACACAUCCAGCUGUUUUAGAAUAUGGCGAACAUCCAAAGCUAUUGAAAACUAUAAAUGACAAAAAGCAAUUUCCCUUCAAGCAGAGAGAAUUUCAUGAAAUCACCAAGAGACUCAACCUGGUAAGGACUGAACAGUUGGGAAAUGUCAGUGGGAAUAGAAGUUACUAUAUUCUAGGUGAAAUGGCUGAACUAGAACAUGCACUAUUGAACUAUUUCAUGAAAAAUCUCAUGCAAAAUGGGUUUGAGUUUAUAUCUGUUCCAGAUAUAUUGCCCAGAGAUGUUAUUGAGAAGUGUGGAAUGAAUACUAAGGGUGAAAGAAAUCAGGUAUAUACCCUAGAACCAAAGCUUCAUGGACCUGAUUUAUGUCUAUCAGGAACCUCAGAAAUGUCCCUAGCUGGUUAUUUGGCAGGAGAAACUUUUCAGGAAAAUGAGUUGCCAAAGAAAUUAGCUGCUGUGAGUAGAUGCUACAGGGCAGAGACUUCAAGUGUUGCAGAAGAGAGAGGAAUAUUCAGGGUACAUGAGUUUACUAAAGUAGAAAUGUUCAUGGUUUCUACACCAGAUGCAUCUGAUUCAGCUUUAGAAGACAUUAGAAUCCUACAAGAAGAAAAUUUCAAAUCUCUAGGACUACACUGUCAAGUGCUUGAUAUGCCUGCACAUGAACUAGGAGCCCAAGCUUACAGGAAGUAUGACAUUGAAGCAUGGAUGUCUGGUAGAAAAAUGUAUGGAGAGAUUUCCAGUUGCAGUAAUUGCACAGACUAUCAAUCUCGAAGGUUGAACAUCAAGUAUGAAUCGAAGGAAGGGCUAACCGACUUCGUGCACACCCUCAACGGAACAGCCUGCGCCAUCCCGAGACUGCUGAUAGCCUUGACGGAACACGGACAAGACGACAAUGGAUUCAUACACGUGCCGGAAGUUUUGCAAGAGUACAUGGACGGCAAGGCCGUGAUAGGCAGGCAGAAGAAGAUACCGGAACUGAAGCUGGUCAAGAAUAAAAAAUAAUAAUGGGGGAGACCACUGAUUACAUUCAUAAGGUCGGCAUCGUAUGGGAAAAACUUUUAAUAGUAAUUUAUUUCAAAAUCCGACUUGGGUGUUGAGUUUUGCUCAAAAAAAUAUUAAAAAUGGACUACUGGGUCGGUAAUCGCUGGUCUCAUUUAUUUGAAUUCAAAAAAUUUAAUGAGAAAAGUUGUUUCUAUUCCAAUCUUACAUGUAUCCUGAAUUUAAACGUUUCAUCACAACUCUUAGUUUUUGAUAUUUUUAAUUUUUUUUCGAAAUGUCAGUAUCAUUGAAAAAAAUCACCGACAAAACUAUUCCAUUUUAGUGGCUUCAUCAUGUUACUAACUUUCAAUCAUUAUUAACGAGAAAAAUAUGAUUUUCUUUAGAAAACAAUAAUCCCACAGCUUCGAAUUUUACGCACGGUGCCAAAGUCAUCUGUCAAAAUUUGAAAAUAUUAUCAUACUACUUUACGUAUCCACUAACCAAAGCUUAUUAAAUUCGAACAAAUGAGCCUAUUUUCAGCGAUUGAUUUGAAAUAAAUGAAACUUUUGACAUGUAACGGAAGUCACGUGACUCCGACCAAGUAGGCCAUUUUUCAUAUUUUUCAAAAUGAAUCAUUGAAAUUUUUCCCAUAUGAUGGGAACUUUAUGAAUGACAAUUGUAUACCAAAAAGUGAUGAUAAUUUUGAACUCGUUCAUUCAUACACUGAGCCGAUGAAAAAAUUAAUUGAAAUAUGUUCAUUUCAAAUCACACACACUUCCUGCUCCAUUUGUCACGGUGUCAAUUCAUUGGUGUGACUUGUGUGACGUAUUAGUCCAACACGCCUAUUGUCCUUGAGCUGACCAAUCACAAUGCAACACUGCAGAAUAGCAAAGUGUCAGAGAGAGAGAGAGAGAGAGAGAGAGA
Messenger RNA from Phaedon cochleariae (mustard beetle), 2269 nucleotides. Lineage: Eukaryota; Metazoa; Arthropoda; Insecta; Coleoptera; Chrysomelidae. The record is from the annotation of a GenBank genome assembly.